This is a messenger RNA of Cuscuta epithymum, 2354 nucleotides long. Lineage: Eukaryota; Viridiplantae; Streptophyta; Magnoliopsida; Solanales; Convolvulaceae. The record is from the annotation of a GenBank genome assembly.
GCUACAGUCCGACGGGAGUAUUUGUUUUGCGCAGCCAUCAACUAACGGGCAACUUCCGUUUUCUUCCCUUUUCUUUCGGCCAACGCCAUUUCAAUUUACCCGGAAAAACAAGCCAAGCGGAGGAAACGAUUAAAGUUGGGCUGAUUGACGCAUAAGAAAUAUCUCUGACAGGCUUCUAACCUCCUCCACUUGAUCUCUGUACGCUCCUCCUUUACACCGUUUACUUGCUUGCAGCUGGCUUGUACAAGAUGGGGUGAGGUCCUUUCAUUCUUUCGUUGUUCCGUCCUCUGCGCUUGUUUUCUCUUUGGCUCUGCUUGCCCAGCUCCAAAUCUCAUGCCCAAAGAACAUGUCAUUCCAUUAUCCAGACGUUAUGGGCAGCUCCUUGGUUUGGUGCAUGAUCAACGACCAGGAUGUUGAAUGCGCGAUGGCAAAGGUUUCUGGUUAAAGUGGAUGUUGCUGCUUUUGAAGAUAAGUCGACAAUGUGAGAGGAGGUAUCAAAGAACAAAAUGGCUCUACACCCACACCUGUUACCCAAUAUGUCAGAGUUUCUGCCUUGGAUGGCUACACUGAAUAAGAGAAGACCAAAAUAACAGCUUUGAGAAAUGGCUCAAUUAGGCCAAUAGUUCCCGCUUUUGUGAAAAAGCCUGAAACUCCUCCAAGCAACAAUAGCCCACCCAUGGAUUAAAAUGUUGGCCGUGAGUAUAUAAAGUUUGUUUUUCUUGUUCUCUUGUGAUGUCUGGAUAAAAUUUUGAACUUGAGUUUGUGCAUCAUGUGCUGAAACUCCUCAAUAUGCACUUUCUGAACUUGAGUUUACUAAACCACUCAUGUAAAUAUGGAACAGAAGAGGAAAAGAAAUGGUGACACCAUGGCGACUUCGUAAGAACUGUGUUUUAGAUAUAUGUGAUGUAGACUUGCUUCUCUUACUCCCAAUCAAUUCUAAGGAACUUAUUUUAUCUAUCCGUUCCCUGCUUGUAUCCUCUUUCUCUUUCCCUUACAAUAUUUUGAAUGUGUUUGUAUUUUAUAGAAGCCGUGAAUUUCUUUGGCAAACAGGCCACACUUCUUUUAUGAAUGUGUUCUAAUACUUAAUUGUUUUAUAUUGAAUGGUUAUUUGUUUUGAUGCAUGUGUGAAUGUUUGUGUGGGAAACAUGGGGAAAUAUGAAACUAGAAACACCAACUUUUAGCAAAAAACAAGUGUUUGAUGAAUUUCUGAAGUGUUUCUGAAAUGGACACAUCCUCUUUCUCAAGAGUUUCAUGCUUCAUAAGUAUUACUUGUCCCUUCCAAAAUCUUUCAACCGAACAAGGACUAAAAAGACUUAUUUAAGCUCCAACUCUAACCCAUAUCUUUUUUGUAGCUCAGUGCUUUGUCUGUUUUUGUGCGACAAACAAAUAUUGUGUGGCUGGUAUUCAUAGCAUUCACAGGGAUUUUAGAUUAUACUCUUGAUCGUCAGAAGGAAAACAUGGAGUAUGCUGUCUCCAAUGAUCUAUGGGAUGAUCAGAUUGGGAUCAAACAUGAGAAAACGAAGAGCUGUUACUAAUCAUGCUAAUAAAAAGAGCCAUUUGAUUAGCCAUACAACUCACAGUUCCCCACAUCAUGCAUCAGAGUUGUUUGAUGAUAUAAGGGCAAUUAUUUCAUCAUCCUGGAAUAUGAAGUGGGAUCUUUUGGCUUCUUUUAGUUCGUUCUUUAUCACUUUGGUGGUUUUUGUCAUUUUUGUUCACUGGAAUGGGAGUAUAGUUGUAGGUGCAAAGGAAGCUCAUGCUGUUUCUCCCCAUUUUGCACAGCUGAAACUAGAAUUGAGCCUGUCCAGGUGAGCAAAAGCUUCCGCGAAGCGACAGGGGUUUCUUCUCUGGUGGCCAGGGAUGCGCGCGGUGGUUUCCAAGGCAGCACAGCGAUCAUCGAAGACUCUGCUCCAUCAGGGACAACUUUUCAGGACAACGCCAUCUCAGGUCGUCGCUUCAAGCUAGAGACCAGCAACUUAGAUUCUUUAGUUGUAUGCUAGGUACUGCUUUCUUAGAUUCUCCUUAGAGGACAUAACCAUGCCUGCAACUUGUCCCAAAGGAAAAUUAAUUAAAUAAAUAACAUUUUGACACAAUUUUCUUGGAUUUCCAAAGGAAAAAAUAAAAUCUAAUACUCCAAGAAAAUUAUGUCAAAAAGAAUAACAAAUCGGAAGCUGAUGUAGUAAGCAAGCAGUAUUAACAUCUUACAUGGAAGCAAUGCCUUCUUCUCUGAUAUAUUCUUCUAUUCAAUACUUUGGUUAACUUGGGAGCCAUAUCUCUGUCAUAGAGAUUACUGUCAUUUAGAAUUGUUGAAUAAGUAAGGAUUACCCAGCUUUAAUUUGUCUUGACUUCUAAUGAAC